AUGAAGAUGCACAUAGGCGCCAUUUUCGGCACCUUCGUCAUUGCGUACCUUUCUACCGUGCUACAUGCUCAGGCUGCCACGAAGAAGGACGACAACGCAUUGACAUUCGAGAAAUUUAUGACGAAGACCCGUGGCUAUCAUGGAGGCAUACCUGUGCCAGGGGUUGACUUCGAACUCAAUAUGGAGCCGCUGCCUUGGAAUCACCCACGGAAUCGUCCUUAUUGGCGCCCCUUGUAUGCUGAUGAAAUUGAGGACCGCCGCGCCAAGAGACGAAAGGCUGCAGCUGCUCGCAAACCAUCUGCUGGCAGCAGCUCCGACAAAUCUACGGCUCCAGGCGCUCCCAAACCGUCUGCUGGCAGCAGCUCCGACAAAUCUAAGCCCCCAGGUGCGCCCAAACCAUCUGCUGGCGGCCGCUCCAAGAAAGCAAAGACUCCAGGUGCUCCCAAACCAUCUGCUGGCAGUAGUUCCGACGAAGCUAAGGCCCCCGGUGAGGCCAAACCCUCUUCUGGCGGUCGCUCCAAGAAAGUUAAGACUCCCGGUGCGCCCAAACCCUCUUCUGGCGGUCGCUCCAAGAAAGUUAAGACUCCCGGUGCGCCCAAACCGGCGAAACGGACCGCUGACGCACAAGACGCUAAUUCUGGCUCGUACGAGGACGAUGAUGAAUACUAUGACGACGAUGAAGAGUAUUAUGAUGAUGAGUACUAUGACGACGAUGAUGAGUAUUAUGAUGAUGAGUACUAUGACGACGACGAUGAGUAUUAUGAUGAUGAGUACUAUGACGACGACGAUGAGUAUUAUGAUGAUGAAUAUUAUGACGACGAUGAAUAUUCUGGUAGUGACUACUAUGAUGAUGAUGAAUAUUCUGGUAGUGACUACUAUGACGACGAUGAGUACGAGGAUUAG
Babesia bigemina is the source of this 903-nucleotide messenger RNA. RefSeq lists its product as hypothetical. The coding region runs from base 1 to 903 and encodes 300 amino acids. Lineage: Eukaryota; Apicomplexa; Aconoidasida; Piroplasmida; Babesiidae. The transcript has a single exon. The record is from RefSeq and is a predicted model, not a curated record.